CGCACAUGGAAACUCAUUCAUGCGGUGAUAAUAAAAAGACUCCAAUCCCCAGCGAGGACUCUUAAAAGAUUUUUUUUUUUUGUUCAAUACUAGCCAAACGGGGGGGAGUAGUCACAGCUGGAAGGGUAAUGUGAUGCGCAUGAAUUUACAACCUGGAAUAAGAGAUUAGUUAAACUAAAAUGGACCACUCGGUUCGUUUAGGCGAGCCUGAAUGAAGAACUUCCCGGUCCUACUAAGUUUCAGAGCGAAGACGCAGCGAGGGACGUCCAAAGAAAGAAAAAAAGAGAAAGGAAUAAAGUUUAGGCUUCGCUUUCUCUCAGUGGAUGGAGUUGGAAAGUUUCAUCUUCAGUUGUCUCACAAUGGAAGGACGGGCGCGUUUAGCUGGAAGUGGAGGCUUCCCGUGGUCAGAGUGGAUUACUGACUUUAGAAGAAAGAAGGCGCAGAACUCCAGGUUAUGAGGUUUGGUGCAGAGGUCUUUGGAUCAUUUGGAGAAAUUUCCCUUCCACCACCUGGCCCGUUUUCUUGAACGAUGAAUGUAUUUUCUGAGCUCAGGUGGGUGGACAGCAUCCUGUCAUCAAAACUCUUGUGAGUCAGUUACGGCCAAAUAAAAAAAUACGCUCUGCUAACUCACUGCUACUGAUGAGGAGCACACACCCCCCACGCGACAACUCCAUCCGCAGGGAUCGAACUGUUCCUCUCUCUGCCGGCAUUCACUGAACUACCACCCCCCGCCCCCCCCUACGCCACACACACACUGUUCUUCAGCCCCUUCUCACGCCACAACUGGAAGAAACCCAAUGUCUGCCUCCUCUCCUCCAUCCUUACCUCGAGCCUUUCUCCACUCCAUCCAUCCUCACCAAUCGCCCUCGCUGGGAUCGCACGGACAGAUCUAUCAGCGGCUCUCCAACGGAAGCCACAGUGCCCCCAGCCCCACCAACUCCCGCAGCUCCUUCCAUGGGGUGUCCUUCCUGCUGCAGAUUGGUCUCACCCGGGAGACGGUGAACCUGGAGGCCUGUGACCUCUCACUGUCCGCAGUCAAGGACUUGGUGUGCUCCAUAGUUGAUCAAAAGUUCCCAGAGUGUGGCUUCUUCGGCAUGUAUGACAAGAUCCUGCUGUUCCGCCAUGACCUAAAUGACGAGAACAUACUGCAGAGGCUGACCUCGGUGGAAGACAUCCAUGAAGGGGAUCUCAUUGAGGUGGUGCUUUCUGCUCAAGCCACAGUCGAGGAUUUCCAGAUCCGACCUCAUGCCCUCUACGUGCACUCCUACAAAGCCCCCACCUUCUGCGACUACUGCGGAGAGAUGCUGUGGGGUCUCGUCCGUCAGGGGCUUAAAUGUGAAGGAUGUGGGCUAAACUAUCACAAGCGUUGUGCCUUUAAGAUCCCAAAUAACUGCACGGGAGUGAGGAAAAGGCGUUUGUCCAAUGUAUCGCUGCCAGGACCCUCUCUAUCCAUGCCUAGAGUGCUACCUGCUGAAAAUGCAGUGGUUGUUCCUGAUGAGCCCCAGCGGUCCCAUCAGGAGGCGGGGAAGCGCAUCCUGUCCUGGAGCGGCAGGCCUAUCUGGAUGGAUAAGAUGGAAAAGACGCGGGUCAAGGUGCCGCACACCUUCGCCAUUCACACCUACACCAGGCCAACCAUCUGCCAGUACUGCAAACGGCUACUCAAGGGUCUCUUUCGCCAGGGAAUGCAGUGUAAAGACUGCAGAUUUAACUGCCAUAAGCGCUGUGCUUCAAAGGUACCGAGAGAUUGUUUAGGAGAAGUAGACUUUAAUGGUGAGCCAGCGAGCCCCGGGCCUGACUCUGAUACUACCAUGGAUAUGGAGGUGGACAGUGGGGAUAUGGAUGGCGGAAGAAGUCUGGAUGAUCCGGACGAACCAUCCACUCCAGACGGGAUGUUUGGCAUGGAUUCACCCUUCACCGAUAGAGAGAAGGAUGAAGAGCCAAUCAAGACUAUAAGUCCUUCAACCAGCAGCAACAUCCCACUCAUGCGGGUGGUCCAGUCUAUCAAGCACACCAAGAGACGGAGCUCCACUGUGGUCAAAGAGGGCUGGAUGGUUCAUUAUACAAGCAGGGACAACCUGCGGAAGAGACAUUACUGGAGGCUGGACAGCAAGAGUCUGAGUCUUUUCCAGAAUGACACAGGAGCUAAGUUCUAUAAAGAGAUCCCUCUGUCAGAGAUUCUCCAGGUGGAGCCGUUCAGAGACUACAGUAAUCUUGCACAGGGCAGCAACCCGCACUGCUUUGAGAUCAUCACCUCCACCAUGGUCUACUAUGUAGGGGAAAACAACGGCAGCCACUACCACAGCCCUGCACUAGCUGCCUCUGGAGUGGGUGUGGAGGUGGCCCAGGGCUGGGAGAAGGCCAUCAGACAGGCCCUGAUGCCCGUCACCCCUCAGCCGAGUGUGGCCAGCGCAGCCGGCCAGGGAAGAGAUCACAAAGAGCUGUCCAUCAGCAUAUCUGUGUCCAACUGCCAGAUCCAGGAGAAUGUGGAUAUUGCCUCAGUGUAUCAAAUAUUCUCUGAUGAGGUGCUGGGAUCAGGCCAGUUUGGCAUUGUGUAUGGAGGGAAGCAUAGAAAGAGCGGCAGAGACGUUGCCAUCAAGGUUAUUGACAAGAUGAGAUUUCCUACCAAGCAGGAGAGCCAGCUAAGGAAUGAGGUGGCCAUUUUACAGAAUCUACAUCAUCCAGGAAUCGUUAACCUGGAAUGUAUGUUUGAAACUCCUGAGCGAGUGUUUGUGGUCAUGGAGAAGCUGCAUGGAGACAUGCUGGAGAUGAUUCUGUCCAGUGAAAAGAGCAAACUACCGGAACGGAUCACCAAAUUCCUCGUCACUCAGAUCCUGGUGGCCUUGAGGCAUCUGCACUUCAAAAACAUUGUGCACUGUGACUUGAAGCCUGAAAAUGUACUACUGGCCUCUGCAGAGCCUUUUCCACAGGUGAAGCUCUGUGACUUUGGCUUCGCUCGUAUCAUUGGUGAGAAGUCGUUCCGGCGAUCGGUUGUUGGAACCCCAGCUUACCUGGCCCCAGAGGUGCUGCGGAGCAAAGGCUACAACCGGUCAUUAGACAUGUGGUCAGUGGGAGUCAUCAUCUACGUCAGCUUGAGUGGAACCUUCCCUUUUAAUGAAGACGAAGACAUUAAUGAUCAGAUUCAGAACGCUGCCUUCAUGUACCCCCCAACACCCUGGAAGGACAUCUCUGCUGAGGCCACAGACCUGAUCAACAAUCUUCUCCAAGUCAAGAUGAGGAAGAGGUACAGCGUGGACAAAUGUCUCAGCCAUCCCUGGUUACAGGAUUACCAGACGUGGCUGGACCUUAGGGAGUUUGAAACACGGCGAGGCGAGCGUUACAUCACCCACGAGAGUGACGACGCGCGAUGGGAGGAGUAUGCAGACGAGCACAACCUCCCUUACCCUAAACACUUCAUCAUGGCUCCCAACCUAGACGACAUGGAGGAGGACCCCUAGUGGUCAGCCAGCUUCACUGCGUAGAGGAAUGGGGAUGUCACCUGGGACUU
Messenger RNA from Cyprinodon variegatus (sheepshead minnow), 3505 nucleotides. It is a transcript of the gene prkd3, whose product is annotated as serine/threonine-protein kinase D3-like. Gene Ontology annotation, biological process: protein phosphorylation. Gene Ontology annotation, molecular function: ATP binding; protein serine/threonine kinase activity. NCBI's taxonomy places the organism in Eukaryota, Metazoa, Chordata, Actinopteri, Cyprinodontiformes, Cyprinodontidae. The coding region runs from base 798 to 3455 and encodes 885 amino acids. The record is from RefSeq and is a predicted model, not a curated record. The transcript has 19 exons.